GAUGUCCCAGUCCAAAAAAGGUUUAAUAUUUCCGAUCCGGCCCGUUAAAGCCCAAUUUCUUGCUCUCAUUCCCCUCGUUUGGAUUCCCGACUUCCGGUUUCCACGAUUCCCCUUUCCCGUAGCGACCCCAGGUCUCCGGCGAGCGAGUCAGACAGAUUCCUCCGCAGACAGCGUCUCCUCCACAGGCCUCAUCCCUCAGCGCCGCCCUCCAGUCUAGCAUCAGGCAGGCAGCGGCGCCGCAGCAUCCACCCCCUCCAGAACACGAUGCCCCAUUAACAGUAAUAUAUCACAAAGCAAACCGGACAUUCAAGCAUUAGACCUGAGGGUCAUUUGGUUACAAUUCACGUAUCUAUCAGACUUCCUUUUAAGGAAUACCUAAACCUCUAGUGCUGAUUCCAAGAAGCAAUGGUUCGAAAGCGGUUUCAAGAUGCUAAAACGGGGUUUGUGGCAUUGAAAUCAUUCCGCAAGGAGAAAGUAUUGGAGAAAAUCGGGCUAGGGAAGGAGGACCGCUACUUCUGGCAGCAAUUGAGCAAGGCAUUGCUGUGCACCUACACAAUUGCCGCCCUGGCAUGGGUUUAUAACGAGACAUCGCCGCUGGGGUGGUGGACCCUGAAACCUAAGCCCAAGGAAGAAAGGGAGCUGGCCCACCUCUAUGAGCGGCGAAGGUUUCCGUAUCCAGGGGAUGAUGAGGCCAUGGAAGAGUUCAUUGCGAAUGGGGGGAUGAUCGGUACAACCAUUGGGCCCAAGGGGCUGAUUGAGUCGGAUAACGAUUCUUAUAACUAUGAGAAAGCAUUGCAGGACCAGAAGAUGGAGAAGGAGGCUCUCAAGCUGUGGGUGAGGAUGAGGAAUGAAGUCAUCUCUGAACUCCAGGAUAAAGGGUUCGACGUCGAGUAAGAUGAUGAGGUCGCUUUGCUGUACUCGUUGCUGUUUCUACAGGUAAAAUCUUUUUUGUGAUCAACUUUGCCCCUUUGUGAAUCUCAUUGACAUGAUGGUCUUGUUUGGGAACAAUGUUUUGGGAAAUUUUGAAAUGGUGCCGAUUAACUUUGGAAAUGCUAAAGCUAAACGCCGCCAUGAGAUAGCCUUUUUCAAAACGCUAAAACUAGUUGCGGAAGCUUUUCCCAAACGGGCACGCACAAUAAAUGGCUGUAUUGGAAGUGUUUGGUGUUUUGUGAUCUGAGCUUCACAAGUCACAACAAUACACUGUUGUUAUGUUUUUUUGGAAAUGGCAAAGUAAAGAAACUAUCAAAUU
Molecule: messenger RNA, 1249 nt
Organism: Cuscuta campestris
Lineage: Eukaryota; Viridiplantae; Streptophyta; Magnoliopsida; Solanales; Convolvulaceae
Source: the annotation of a GenBank genome assembly